AUGGUUACUGCUGCGACAAAUGAGGAUGGAGAGAAAAUGUUACUUGAUAUACGCAAUCAUUACGAGUCACGGAUUGGAUAUUUUGCGGCACCAGAUGGGUCUGGUAUCCAGACUGUGAAGCCACAGGUUAGGAGAUUUUCGCAGUUCCCUGCAUUUGUAAAGAGACAUAUAGAUCCCACUCUUCGUUCUUCAUCUGAACACAGGAAAGAUGAGAGUACUCCUGGUAAAACGAUUUUCACCUAUUGUACAGGCGGCAUUCGCUGUGAGAAAGCCACAAGGUGGAUUGCAGAAAAUGUGGAGCAAACUCCACAAGACAAAAUCUACACCUUGAAGGGAGGUGUAUCGGGAUACGUGGCUUGGUUUGAGAAAGAGAUGAUGGCUGGCAGGAAGAGAGAAGAUGAGUGUUUAUGGAAGGGUAGGGAGUAUGUUUUCGAUGGAAGGGGAUCAUUGGGGCUGGGUAAUGCAAACGGAAGGAAGAAGGUGGCGAAGUGCCAUGGAUGCGGGAAGGAGGAGGAUAGAAUGGGAAAAUGUGACAUGGAAGGAUGUGAGUUAGUAUUGGUGGUUUGCGAAGGCUGCGACGGCAUCAAGUGCUGUAAUAGUUGUGGGGGAGUAGAUGGAAAGGGGAGGAGAAUGGUUUGUGAUUGCGAAAGCCAAAGGGAAUUUGGGCUAUGGGGGAGCGAGGGUAUGAGAGGCGUCAAAGGCGUUUCAGCGAAGCAAAAUAGGUUACACGAGCGAGGAAAGAGACAGGCUGUAACCGAUAACAUAGAUAUUAGAGUCAAGGUAAUAAAAUAA
Sclerotinia sclerotiorum 1980 UF-70 is the source of this 792-nucleotide messenger RNA. RefSeq lists its product as hypothetical. The transcript has a single exon. Lineage: Eukaryota; Fungi; Ascomycota; Leotiomycetes; Helotiales; Sclerotiniaceae. The record is from RefSeq and is a predicted model, not a curated record. The coding region runs from base 1 to 792 and encodes 263 amino acids.